UUAAAAAUGGAUUUAGGUGGUCGUGUGCAAUAUUUACAGGCCCAGUUAUUUCCAGUAUGCCCACUAACACCAUUAUCCGGUGGAGGUCGAGGUUUUCUUGGUAGUUUCCUAUCGAAGGGCCUGAAAACCAAUCAAUUAGAAGUGAAUACCGAUGAGAAAACAUUGCGACCAAUAGCUCGUCUGAAAGAGCCACGUGACUUGUUUGCCCUGCCCAAAGAUAAGGAUAAUGAUUGUUCACAACAGGCCCCCCGAUGGCCGAUUGAAUGUCAGAGCGCACAACAGGCCUCCACAUGUCCCACAACGGACAUGUGGUGGUGUAAACCACCCCUCUUUUCAAACUAA
Molecule: messenger RNA, 342 nt
Organism: Musca vetustissima
Lineage: Eukaryota; Metazoa; Arthropoda; Insecta; Diptera; Muscidae
Product: cytosolic carboxypeptidase Nna1-like
Exons: 3
Coding region: 7-342 (111 amino acids)
Source: RefSeq, a predicted model, not a curated record